Molecule: messenger RNA, 3204 nt
Organism: Nicrophorus vespilloides
Lineage: Eukaryota; Metazoa; Arthropoda; Insecta; Coleoptera; Silphidae
Product: kinesin-like protein KIF11-B
Exons: 5
Coding region: 254-3121 (955 amino acids)
Biological process (GO): microtubule-based movement
Molecular function (GO): plus-end-directed microtubule motor activity; microtubule binding; ATP binding
Source: RefSeq, a predicted model, not a curated record
GUUAGUCCUUAGUCAACGUUUUUGUUCUGUUAGUUAAAUGUUAGCUUUAGCUGUACUUGUUAUGUCGGAGAGUCGGUGGUUGUGUCGGUAGUGUCCAUCAAGACUAAGUAAGAAAGAAAGAAAAAGACAGAAUUCUAUGUGAUUUAUUUCGAUUUCAACGGUCGUACAUAUAUACAGGUUAGAAGUUUAACGUUGUUAAGGGUGAGUCAGGACAUCAUUUGCAAACGUUGUUCAUCGUGAUUGUGGUGCUAAGAUGGCUCGUUCAAUACUGAAAAAGGAGUCCCAACAUAUCCAGGCAUUUGCGCGCCUAAGGCCAUUUAAUAAGAUUGAGUUGGAGUGUCAUGCAAAGCAAUGUCUGGAGAUCAGUGGGAAGGAUAUAAUUGUUCAGUUGCCCCAUGGCAGUAAACGGUUCAUGUUUGAUAAAGUUUUUGACACAAACUCUAAACAAAAGGAUGUGUACUUCACAAUUAUUGCCCCGAUUAUUGAGGAAGUCAUGAAGGGGUACAACUGCACAGUGUUUGCAUAUGGACAAACGGGCACUGGAAAAACGUACACAAUGGUUGGCAAUCAGACAUCAACGUCUAUAAGUUAUACACAACAUUCCGAUGCAGGUAUCAUACCCAGAACACUUGGACAUCUAUUUGAGACCUUGAAAAGUAACUCUGACAUGGAUUUCACAGUGCGUGUAUCAUACCUGGAAAUGUAUAAUGAAAUUAUAAUUGAUUUGCUGUCCACUGAAGAAAAAAUUUUAAAGAUUUAUGAAGACCAGAAGCACAAAGGAUCUGUGCAAAUACAUGGAUUGGAGGAAGUGACUGUUUUUGAUAAAAAUCAGGUGUUUGAGAUUCUUCAGGCAGGUUCGGAAAAGAGGAAAACCGCGGCGACGCUGAUGAAUACGCAAUCCAGCAGAUCUCACACAGUUUUCACGAUCACGCUACACAGCAGAGAAACGACUCCAGAUGGCGAAGAGUUGGUGAAAACUGGCAAACUCAAUCUCGUCGAUCUGGCAGGAAGUGAGAACAUACUGAAGUCCGGUGCGGUAGAGAAGAGAGCUAGGGAGGCGGGUAACAUUAAUCAAUCAUUGCUUACUCUGGGCCGCGUGAUCAAAGCUUUGGUAGAAAAAAGCCCGCAUAUCCCGUACAGGGAAUCCAAAUUGACUAGGAUUUUGCAGGACAGUUUGGGUGGCAAAACAAAAACCACCAUCAUAGCUACUGUCUCACCAGCCUCCAAUAAUAUAGAAGAGACAAUAAGCACAUUGGAUUAUGCUUUUCGAGCAAGAAACAUAUAUAACAGGCCAGAAGUUAACCAAAAGAUGUCCAAAACAGCUCUAGUAAAUAAAUAUUUAGCGGAGAUCGAUAGCCUCAAAAAGGACUUGCACGCAGCCCGGAGCUCUGAAGGAAUAUAUUUGAACCCCGAGAAUUACUAUUCGUUUCUGGAGGAGUCUGAAAAGACGAAGCAGGAACUGUUGAAAACCGUUGAGGAAUGCUCGAUUUUCGAAAGCCGGGUGCAGGACAUCGAAAAAACGAAGACUGACUUGGAAGAGCUUUAUAAUCUUACGAAAAAGGACCUGCAGGUGUCUGCAUAUUCGUUGUCUAAAUCUAAAGACAAUUUAAAGAAGUUGAGGAAGCAAAGACGUAUCCACCAAAUACUCAUCGACAAAUAUGAUGAAGCGCAAACUAAUCUUAUGAAGGACAGAAGUGCUCUAGCGACAACUUUACAGAAUUGUCUUAAGGACUCUCAACUUUUACACGACAAAGUUGAGAAUCUGUACGGGGUUAUUGGUAGCAAUACAAGCUCGUCGCAAACGUGGCGGGAGUCUUACGACAAACAUCACACGAAGUUUAUGUCGAAUGUGAAGAAGUACCAUACGAAUUUGGGACAUAAAUUCGGCGACUUGAAUGCGUUGAUGACUGCCUACAAUGAAUUCUUUGAGAAAACUUUGCUGCAAUUAUGUGAAGAGGUACACCGGGACAUGCACGAGUCUAGUGAUGCAAUAAAGAAAAGCAGCGAAAUCACCAAGCAUUCUUACGAUUCGCUUGUAAAACGUGUUGUUGAGAGGAAUGCUCAUAUAGUGGAAGUCUUAGACAAUAUCCGCGAUUCACAUGUCGACUAUGUUUCGACUAGUAAAGAGCAUGUCCUUGAUAUGGAUUCUAGGAUUAAAGACUUCAACACAACAUUGACUGAAUGCUUAACUGACAAAGCUUUAGCUACUAUUGCUCAAGAUGAAUCAGAGAUGGAAAAUAGCAUGGAAGACAUGAAACGUACUAUUAGUGAAUUGAAAAAAGCUAACGACAAUCACAUCGCUGAGAUUGAGGAAUGUCAUAAGUAUAUGUUAGUUGGUAUGCAGAAAAUUAAAUCUGCUGAAGAGAAUGCCCAGAAGAAUGCACUCUAUAUUCAAUCAGUAGAGAAGAAAGCACUGAAAGUAGCGAAAUGCACGGAUAAGGCGAUUGAUAACAUGAAAUCGUUUUGUACGAAAACGCACGAAAUUGCUACACCUAUAUUUAAAAGUCUAGAUGAAAAUUCAGAAAAGCACUAUGUUCACAUAGAAGAGUUGUUGGGCUAUACGAUGGAGUCAUUAUCUAAUGUGCAAACGGAAACUAAUGAUAUAUGUGAAUUUGAGAAGAAUGUUGCCGAAUUGAACAAGGAAUAUUCGGAGAAGAUGGCCAGCGAAUCUCAUAAGCUUAAGAAAACUGGUGAAUCAGUGAAAGCACAUUGCGAGGGAUGGAAAACGGAUGUAAAGGGACAAGCGAUGGAGUUUGAAAAACGUAAUGAUGAAGUGAUAGCUGACAUAAAGGACAUGCAUUCAUGUAUUACGGAGUCAUUGCAACAAAGCAAAGAGCUGGUUGCUAAUUAUUUCAAACAGUUGGUUGAUGCUAAACCGACGGGAGAUACACCGUUGAGGAAGGAAACUGAUGUGAAGUAUCAGACUCCGAAGAGGGUGUCCAAGAAUAUUAUGGAGAAAUUCUCCACGGAAUUUGAGGAUUCGAUAAUUGAAGUUGAUGAUAGUGAUAUUGAAGUAGAAAGUUUACUGGCGACACCAGUCCGGGAGAAUGGUGACAGUAGUGCGCAAAGUGCGGACAAACGCAAAAGUUUUAGUCCUAACGUAGAUUCAGCCUCACCUUGAAGAAUGCUGUUUAUAUAACGUUUUCUGUGUUAUGUGUUAUUAUGUAUAUGGUUCUAUAUGAGAUAAUUCAAAUAAAUGUAUUU